UCGCGCGCGCUCAGGGCGGGUCGUGUGACGUCACGCGCGCCAUCAGCAGAUCAGACACCUCGGCGAGCCAUAACGGAUAUCACUGCACUUCAAAAAUCCAAAUAAAACCGUAAUUUGAAGAGGAAUAACGGGUGAAAAUCACGAGCGAAAUGUCUGUGGCGGGUUUCAAGAAGCAGUUUCAUAAAGCGACACAGAAAGUCAGUGAGAAGGUUGGAGGAGCUGAAGGCACCAAACUGGACGAUGACUUUAAAGAGAUGGAGAAGAAAGUGGAUACAACCAGCAGAGCUGUGCUGGACAUCAUGACCAAAACCACAGAAUACCUGCAGCCCAAUCCUGCGUCUAGGGCAAAGUUGACUAUGAUAAACACAAUGUCUAAGAUCAGAGGUCAGGAGAAAGGUCCGGGUUAUCCUCAGGCUGAGACGGUGCUGGCAGAAGCCAUGCAAAGGUUUGGCCGUGAGCUCGGAGAGGAGUCCGGCUUUGGUUUGGCUCUGUUAGAUGCUGGUGAAGCUAUGCGUGAGCUUGGAGAAGUGAAAGAUGCUUUAGAUAUUACUGUCAAACAGAACUUUAUAGACCCACUACAAAACCUUCAUGACAAAGACCUCAAAGAGAUACAGCAUCACCUGAAGAAGAUGGAAGGACGACGUUUGGAUUUUGAUUAUAAGAAGAAGCGACAAGGGAAAGUUACUGACGAUGAGAUCAAACAAGCUCUGGAGAAAUUUGAUGAGUCGAAAGAGAUCGCAGAACUGAGCAUGUUUAACCUGCUGGAGAAUGAUAUCGAGCAGGUGACUCAGCUGUCAGCUCUGGUUCAAGCUCAGGUUGAGUAUCAUCAACAGGCCGCUGAGAUCCUUCAACAGCUCUCCAGCAAAAUGGAAGAGAGGAUAAAGGAGACGUCCAAUAAACCACGCAAGGAGUUCAUCCCUAAACCCCGUAUGGAGCUACAGCUGCCCACUGAGAACUACAACGGAGGUUUAAAAUCACCUGCACGCUCACCAGCUCCGUUAGAUCAGCCGUGCUGUCGCGCGCUCUAUGAUUUUGAACCAGAGAACGAGGGAGAGCUUGGCUUUAAAGAGGGUGACAUCAUAACGCUGACCAAUCAAAUUGACGAUAACUGGUACGAGGGGAUGAUCCACGGCCAAUCGGGAUUCUUUCCCAUCAAUUAUGUGGACAUCCUGGUGCCUCUGCCACAUUAGUCUAACAUCCCAGCGGCCAUCUUUAUUGUGCAUCUGUGCUACAGCUUAACUUCCUGUGACUCUGAGGAUGAUGAUAGACAUUACAGAGUCACACUUGAGUGAAGAAACCGUCCAAGUGCUCCGUGUGUCUGACUGUUCCUCAACUUAUGGUUUCAAUGUUAUUUAUAUGUCAGAUUUAUAAUGUAUAGUUUUCUCUUGUGGUCCUUCAUCUGUGUUCUCCUGCACGGGUAUCUGCCUGUCUUUAAACAUCCUCAUUUCUUUUGUGUUUAUUGCUAGGACCUGCAUGAAUGCUGACUAGUCAUUCAGAAACUACACUAGCUGUCAAUGGUUGGCAUACACAACUCAUUUCAACACUUGAAUCAAAGAUAAAGUGUCUGCACAAUCCCUUCAAUGUUCAUCUAACAAUACUUUCAGUCCACAGGUUUCUGCUGAUCAUGUAUCAUUGGUUUUAAAUAGAGCUGUAUGUCAACCCAAAACCUCUUCUGAUUGGCUGUAAUUUAGUUGUGAGUGCAGGUGAACCCAAGUGUUGUUUAAUCAGUCUUUAUUAAUGAAAUGUGAAAAUGCAAUAAGGAUAUUAGAUGUACAUGAUGUGAACAUCCUGCUAAGAGCUGGUAGCUGGUGGGUCAGCUGAUUUUCCAGUGUGACCAGCUUAAAAAUGACCAAAAACGCAGAACCUUCCAAAACCAGGUUCUACCAAGCUGGGACACCAGGCUAAAACCAGCUCACCAGCUUAUGCUGGUUUUUCAGUAGGGCAGAGUAAAGAUCCUUUGGCUCGGUCUGAGUUCUGGAUCAGCUGGAAACCACAAACUUCAUUUUUAUGAAAAUUGAUUUAAAUCGUAAUAAAAUCUUAUGCUGCGUACACACCAAACGUGAGGCAUCACAUUCCUCGCCCUAGAUUACUUGUGGUAUUUAACUUGCGCAAAUAUUUUAAAUAACGCGUUUUUCGUCCAAUCGCGCCACCGUCUAUUCGCGUCUUCGCAUUGACUUUGUUUGUAAUCUACUCGCGCAAAUGAUUGAAUUCGCGUUUGGUGUGUACGCUUUUGCUUAAACAGAAUUAAGUCAUAUUUUUGAAAUACUGCCAAGAUUGUGUUAAUGAUGCUGUGGUUAGUGAUGUAUGUGAACGUGUGAUUGACGACGCUCAUAAUACAGUAUGCGACUAUAAAACUAGUUAGUGUUGUAGGUUUAGUUGUUAGUGGUGUGAUGUUUGUAAGCGCACUUCAUAUAAUCUAACAGGCAGAGGUGCAGCGGUCAGUUGUUGUUGUUGUUGUGUUUAUUCACAAGCACAGUUCUCAAUAAAACACCUUCAGUGCGUUCGGCGUGACCUCUGACCUUUGACCAGUUUGUUUUGUGCACGGUCACUGACACAGAUGUGAGAGAGACUUUUAUAUUUUUGUUCAACACAGAUAGAAACUGAACUGAAUCAUCUUCAUUAUGAUCUGAAGUUUUCACUCCAAACUCAGAUGAAAUUAUAUUUUGUAUAAAGGAAAUACGGCGUGUGUCCAUUGCUUUAUAUGACCUGACUGUCAUGAGAAUUUGGCACAUUUAUAGUUAUUUAUUAGAAAGGUGCAGUAUUAUUCAUAUUGAUAGUAUUAUUAUACAGAUUCCCUUUGAUGGUUCCUGUCAAAUAUUGGGCAAUAAUUCUCAUCACAGAUCUAUAUUACUCUAUAUGUGUGUGUUUUAAUGUAAAACUCAAAUAUUUCAAAAACAACCUGGCAGUUUUCUGAGUAAAAUAACCCUGAAGUGAUUGUGUGUUAUAGAGAUACAUCAGGACUCGAUUAUAAAUGUUUUGCACGAUUUUAAGGUGGAUGUAUUGUUGAUGUUAUUCACACUACACAGCUUCACCUUUAUCAAUCUCUUUAUUUUUGUGUUUGUUUACCAUUUUGUUUGUCAAUGUAUUUAUUUAUUUUAGUUGCUGUUUUUCUCGUGCUGAACUUCAAACAUCUGUAUAGCUUGAUGUGAGAAUAAUGAAAAUAAACAAAAUAUCACACU
Messenger RNA from Paramisgurnus dabryanus, 3179 nucleotides. RefSeq names its product SH3 domain containing GRB2 like 2b, endophilin A1 (gene sh3gl2b). Gene Ontology annotation, cellular component: presynapse; glutamatergic synapse; cytoplasm. Gene Ontology annotation, biological process: synaptic vesicle uncoating. The record is from RefSeq and is a predicted model, not a curated record. NCBI's taxonomy places the organism in Eukaryota, Metazoa, Chordata, Actinopteri, Cypriniformes, Cobitidae. Gene Ontology annotation, molecular function: protein binding.